This is a messenger RNA of Alternaria ethzedia, 717 nucleotides long. RefSeq lists its product as uncharacterized. The record is from RefSeq and is a predicted model, not a curated record. NCBI's taxonomy places the organism in Eukaryota, Fungi, Ascomycota, Dothideomycetes, Pleosporales, Pleosporaceae. The transcript has a single exon. Bases 1 to 717 code for a protein of 238 amino acids.
AUGACUCAGAACAUACCCUCCGGCGGCACUCGCGUCGGCUUCGACGCCCUUCCCGAUGAGCUCAAGGUCCAAAUCCUCACGUACGCCCUCAGCACCAACAAAUUCAUCAUGGCAAGGAACCACAAAGCCAUCGAGGAAGGUUUAAACCUACCAACUUUGCUACUCGUCAACAAGCGCAUGCAUGCCCUUGCCGCACAAGUGUACUACAGCGACAACACCUUUGUCAUUAGGCGCUCUGGCGUGUCUUGGGGGCACGUUACCCCGGGCGCCGACGACAAGUGGCGUUUCCCUCCGUUUGUGUUCGGUAAUCACGUUCGCAAACUGGUGAUACAGCUGGAGUUGUACCGUCGCAUUGACAACGCGACACAGUGCCUGGAGCCGUCGUUUGAGAACGAUUGGCUGGUGCUUCUCCGUCCUCGACCUGCCCACAAAGCUGCUACUCCCAAUGCGCCGCAGCAGGCAGGAGAGCAAGAUUGGCAGACUCGAUUCCCCAAGCUCACCGAAUUGACGGUGCGACUGAGCACUUCUCUGCACUUGCAUUUACAAAUCAACAGUGACAGCGAUGAGUACCGACGAGCACUACUUGACCUGCCAAACAAAGCAACUGUUGUGCUGCAGCCAAAGCUUUUGAAGCUCGAGAAUGAAUCAAGCGCGGAGAUCAGGUCUAGUGACCCUAUGCAUGGCGCCAUUCACAAGAUGGUCAAGCUCAGAAUUUAA